CCCGUGGUGGGGGCCGCAGCUCAGUGAGGCAGUGUUCUACACUACUACAGGCUAGUGUGGCUGUAGGCGGAGACGAGAUGUCUGUGUGGAAGACAGUGGAGGAGCUGGACGAAGGCACCAAGGACCUGCUAGUGACGAUAGUGUCCGUGGCGGCGUUGCUAGCAGUGCUCGCAGUCCUCACCGUGUGGAUAUACAACUACGCGACUCUAGGAGUGUGCACCAACCACGUCAGGAUGGACAACAAAACUGUCAUCAUCACCGGCAGCAACUCUGGAAUAGGGAAGGAGACUGCGCUGGAGCUAGCCAGGAGAGGGGCCAAAAUCAUCAUGGCCUGCAGAAACCUGGAGCAAGCAAACAAAGUUAGAGAUAGUAUCGUAGAGGCUACAAAGAACAACAACAUCGUAGUCAAGAAGCUCGACCUGAGCUCUCUUGCGUCAGUUAGGGCCUUUGCUGAGGAAGUGAACCGCACGGAGCGACGGUUAGAUGUGCUUAUCCACAACGCUGGGAUGGCCAAUACAUUCAGCAAGCAGAAGACUGCUGAUGGCCUGGAGGUCACCAUGGCGACCAACCAGUUUGGACCUUUUCUGCUGACGCAUCUUCUGAUUGAUCUACUGAAGAGGUCGGCGCCCAGCCGAGUAGUGGUGGUGGCUUCAUCUCUUUACCGCUUGGCCAGUGUCAACAUUAACAACCCUAACCCUGUCAAUACUCUACCAGCCUACCUCUACUAUAGCAGCAAGUACGCCAACAUACUGUUCACCCGCGAACUUGCACGCAGGCUCGAAGGAACUGGAGUCACAGCCAACUGUCUUCACCCGGGACUAAUAGACUCAGGGAUCUGGAGGAACGUCCCGGUGCCUCUCAGCUGGGGCCUCAAACUCAUCAUCAAGGGAUUUUUUAAGACACCUGAACAAGGAGCUCAGACAUCAAUAUACCUUGCCACAUCUCCUGAAGUGGAGGGGGUAAAUGGAAAAUACUUCUCAGACUGCAAGAUGGCGUCCCUCUCACGGGGCGUUGAAGACAUGGCGCUGGCGAAGAAAUACUGGGAGAUCUGUGAGGAACUAGUGCAACUCAAAUCAUCAGACCCUAGGAUAUAACUGUCUUCACAAUCUGUGUAUCUGAAAGUUACCUGAUCAAGGACAUCUUUCUUGCUUUGGCAAUCAAGGAGAAGAUAAUUCAAAAACACCAAUGCCGUUACAUGUGUACCGUAUCCAAGUCAUACUGCUGAUUUUACUAUUUACUUAUUUUCUAUUCAAGAUAUACGCACUACAUUAAUAGAUAAAUGUUUUUAACUUGCCAUCCUGGAAAGGAAAUUAUAAGCAAUAUAUUUGUACUAGGCAACAGAAUAUCAUAAUUUAUACUGAUUUACUACUCAAAUUAAAGAAAUAUUUAUUUAUAAAAUAUAGUUCUUGCCAUUUUAAGUUAUCAUAAGGGUGUUAUAAUGUAUCAGCAAACUAUUCUGUUAAACAUUAAAAUUAGGAAGACAAAAUGCGAUUAUCAAAAAGAGUAACUUCACUAAACAGUAAAUAUUAUUCACUGGAAGAUAAUAGGAAACAAAUCUUUAUCCAUUGAAACUAUUUCGAAUAUUUCAAUAAAUGGAUCACUUUUAAACGCAGGUUUAUGUAAAAGAUACAUAAAUGUAUCUACAUAGAUACCUUACAUAGAUACCUUUGAUACAUAGAUGUAUCAUUAGCAUGAAUAUUUGAUUUUAAUGUUUCACUUAAAAAGGCAGUGUAGCCCAUGCAUCUUGAGUGUAGCCACAAACACACUAGAUCAUGUGACGUAGAAAUUAAUGUAUGUAACUUAAUAAAUCAAUAUUUUUGAACAUACGUUAUGGUUUUCCUCCUUAACAACUGUACAUAUUGUAAAAUGAGCUAACAAUAAUUUUCAUAAUUAGCGUUAAUUAACUCUAGGUUAUUCAUCACGAAAGUGCUAGUAAAAUAUUAU
This is a messenger RNA of Macrosteles quadrilineatus (aster leafhopper), 1944 nucleotides long. Its product is annotated as retinol dehydrogenase 14. The coding region runs from base 78 to 1094 and encodes 338 amino acids. The transcript has 8 exons. The record is from RefSeq and is a predicted model, not a curated record. Lineage: Eukaryota; Metazoa; Arthropoda; Insecta; Hemiptera; Cicadellidae.